Lathyrus oleraceus (garden pea) is the source of this 591-nucleotide messenger RNA. RefSeq lists its product as uncharacterized. The record is from RefSeq and is a predicted model, not a curated record. Bases 1 to 591 code for a protein of 196 amino acids. Lineage: Eukaryota; Viridiplantae; Streptophyta; Magnoliopsida; Fabales; Fabaceae. The transcript has a single exon.
AUGUACGCAACCGUCUCGCAGGAUAUUCUCCAAUCAAUCCUCGCCGUUGAUGACAUUGCCGAAGAAUGUUGGAAGCACAUCACCGCCAUGUUUCAUGAUAACAAGCAUUCACGUGUUUUACAAUUAGAAAAUCAAUUCAUUAACACAAACCUGGAAGGUUUUCCAUCGACAAAAGCAUAUUACAACCGCCUCAAAACUCUAUCUGAUCAACUCGCCAACGUCGACUCUCUGGUCACUAACACACGACUGGUGCUUAAAAUGAUAUUCAAUCUCACUAAUGCAUACGUUGGGUUUAUCACCUAUAUACAGCAACACGAUCCUCUCCCCACAUUCGCCACAUCACGAUCACGACUGGAACUCGGGGAAUCAACUAUGUUGCAGUAUGCUGCUCGCGAAUCACACGCCUUGUCUAUUUCGGCCACUCUCAUGGCCAAAGCUCCGGCCACCGAACCUGCAUCCAAACCGUCAUCCUAUGCUUCAAACUCCCAACUAUCUCCAUCAACAUAUCACGGUCAUAGAGGAAAGAAACUGAAUCGUGGCGGUCGAAAUUUCGGAAGAGGAAAUUACGGGCAACAACAACAACAACAGUGA